Molecule: messenger RNA, 2390 nt
Organism: Phycodurus eques (leafy seadragon)
Lineage: Eukaryota; Metazoa; Chordata; Actinopteri; Syngnathiformes; Syngnathidae
Product: sentrin-specific protease 5-like
Exons: 11
Coding region: 222-1589 (455 amino acids)
Biological process (GO): protein desumoylation
Cellular component (GO): nucleus
Molecular function (GO): deSUMOylase activity
Source: RefSeq, a predicted model, not a curated record
GUCGCGUAUGUGGAUGGCGUUGCACUUGCAAGAUGCCAAAUGAAUAAGAUUAUUUUUUGGGGGCAGUCAGCCGUUUCGUGGUUUUAUUUGUCUCUAUACUACGGCAGUAACGGAGAUGUUCAGAGCAUGCAUCUACUGGCGAAGGUGUCAGAAUUAUUGAGAUGUACUGGAUAAAGACGCACUAACUUAAAGUGAAGUACCUCAAGCAAACAAAGGAUUCCAUGUCUUCAAUCAAGGGAGUUUCACAUCUCUCAAGGCGGGCGAAGAGACGUUUGUAUUUUAAAUUGCAGAUGUGGAUAUGGCGGAAACGGAGGGAGAAUUGCUGUUGGGGUUUUAUUAGAGGCAAAAAAUUGGUGCGAAUGAGGCGCCCCAACUCAUGCCUCACCCAAAAGGCACAGUCAGAGAGAAGUAAAAGGAACUUUCAAAUGUAUUCUUCACCAGUUCUGGAACAUUUACAAAUUAAAACAUCCACUGUUGAAUCAGAUUUCGGACGUGCUAGUGAAACAAUUAAUUUCUCACAAACGUUCAACUCUCCAGGCGCCAUCACUCAAGCAACAAGCAUGGCAUCAGAAAGCAUUGUAGAGUAUGAGUUCGCAGAUGCCUCAGAAGUGGCACUCACUGGGCUGGAUUCACAUGUUAAGAAACGAAGAAACGGUCUUCUUGAUGAGAGGCCCGUAGUUGAUGACCAGUCAGGACAAUGCUGUCCUGUCCUUCAGGAACCACUUCCAAAUGCAGAUGCCAAAAUGUCCAGUAAGAAAACAAUUCCCCCUAAAGUUGAAGUCGGCAUCACUGAACUGACAGACAGUAUCCAUGAAUUUCUCCAUGGUUUCUUCACAUUGUAUGGAACUUUCAUCCCACUGCAGAAGAGUGAUGUGUUAAGACACCUGAAGAGAAUGUUCAACACAAAUUUCAAUGAGAGGAGACAUUUAAUCUACGAGGUUGUCAAGUGCAGAAUCUCUCCAGUGCUGUGGCAACCUAUUACCUCCUUCCGAGUGGUCUUCAAGAAACACACCCUGACACUGGAUGAUUUAUCCACCCUGGCCAAUCAGAAUUGGCUCAACGACCAGGUUAUAAACAUGUAUGGAGAAUUGAUUAUGGAUGCUGCCCAAAACAAGGUCCUUUUUCUCAACAGUUUCUUCCAUCGACAGCUCAUGACCAAAGGUUAUGAUGGUGUUAAGAGAUGGACAAAGCAGGUUGAUUUGUUCUCCAAGAGUCUCCUGUUGGUACCCAUCCAUCUGGAGGUUCACUGGUGUCUAGUAGCCACAGAUAUUGCAAGAAAGAAGAUCUGUCUGUUUGACUCUCAAGGGAGUGCACCGCACAAAGUUGCACAGAACAUCCUGAAGUACGUGACGGCGGAAGCGAGAGAGAAGCAACGCACAUCUUUCGUAAAUGGUUGGGCCGUGUCAUACAACGAGAGUGUCCCACAGCAAAGCAAUGAGAACGACUGCGGUGUUUUCGUCUUGGAGUAUUCCAGAUGCCUCGCCUUGGCUCAGCCGCUCCACUUUUCACAGAGAAACAUACCAAAGAUACGCAAGCGGAUCUACAAAGAGCUUUGUGACUGUAAGCUCUAUGAACAGGUUCAACAAUGAUCGGUAUGUACUCAUACCGCUCACAAAAUCUAGGGCUUUUGGGGGAGAAAUUUCAGGAUGAAUGGAAAAGGCACUGUCGGUGAACUUAAUUUGAACUUCUCUAAACUUUUUUGAGGUCCAACUGUUCAAUGUUUUAGAGAGGGGGGGGGGGGAAACUGUGCAAGCCAGUUGUGCAAAAAAUACUGAAACAUUGAAUAUAGUUAGUUGGACGUGGAUUUAAAAGUUUUAAAAAGGUCUAAUUAAAUUCACCUGUAAAGGUUAUGGUGCACUUUAGGUUCAUCCUAAAACUUCACCUGAAAUCUCAAUACCCUUUAACGUUUUGUGAGCUUGAAAUUUUCUCAUAUGAAAUCAUCAUCAAUAGUAGUAGUUGUAUAGAAGUGUAGCCCGAAUGCAUCUUGACAUAGGUAGCAAAUUCCAUGAGCAACCCUCAUUGUCACAUGAUAAUACCGUAUAUACAAGUAAGUAAUAAAAUAAUUUUCUGACCAAUUAUGUGAAAUUGGAUCAUUUCCACAGUGGUUGAGAUUUACUGAUUGAUUGCUUUAACAAUUGAAUAGCAUGAUAUUUAAGAAAUGUCCUAUUCCAGUUUUCACUUGACCAAGCGAGCCUUAUCAUACUCACAACUGCCUAUUUGAAAUAUCAUCACGUUGAAGAUUUGUUCCUAAAUUGUGCUAUUUUCUGUAUUAUAUUUUUGGAUCUUGCAUUCAUCCUUAAAAAAAAAAAAAAGAAUGAAAUCUUAACUGUUCAUAUUGUUUACAUCAUAGGUUAGCUGCAAUAGAAGCUGAAAACUAUUUGUAUGUACAA